CCCGCCCCACGCUGCGGGGCCGUGGCCAUGCCUCGGAAUCCUCCCUCGGACAAGGCGAGGAAGGAAGUGGAGGGAGAAUGGGGCUUUGGCAUCCUGUACCCUUCGGAGGGGAGUGGCCGCAAAUAGCUGAGCUUGAAGGACAUGAGAACUCUCCAGCCAACUUCUGGGAUUCCAAAAAUCGGGGAGUGACUGGCACACAAAAAGGACAAAUUGUAUGGCGGAUUGAACCUGGCCCCUAUUUUAUGGAAUCUGAAAUAAAGAUCUGUUUUAAAUACUACCAUGGUGUUAGUGGAGCCCUCCGAGCUACUACUCCAUGUAUCACUGUGAAAAACCCUGCUGUGAUGAUGGGAGUAGAAGGCACGGAUGAAGGUGCUUCUGGAGCCCAGCACUCCAGGAAGUUAGUCAGCUUUACCCUAUCAGAUAUUAGAGCAGUUGGACUUAAAAAAGGCAUGUUCUUCAACCCUGAUCCUUAUCUAAAGAUGUCCAUUCAGCCAGGCAAGAAAAGUACAUUUCCUACGUUUGCUCAUCAUGGCCAGGAAAAAAGGUCGACUAUCAUCAGUAACACAACUAAUCCUGUUUGGCACAGAGAGAAAUAUUCUUUUGUUGCACUUCUAACAGAUGUCCUGGAAAUUGAGGUUAAAGACAAGUUUGCCAAGAGUCGUCCGAUCAUCAAGCGCUUUCUUGGGAAGUUAACCAUACCAGUUCAGAGGCUACUGGAGAGGCAUGCAAUUGGAGACCAGGUUCUUAGCUAUAAUCUUGCCAGAAGGCUCCCAGCUGAUCAUGUAAGUGGAUACCUCCAAUUCAAAGUGGAAAUCACAUCUUCUGUUCACGAAGAUGCUUCACCAGAAACAGUUGGCACUUUGCUAGGAGUGAACUCUCUAAAUGGAGACCUGGGGAGCCCCUCUGAUGAUGAGGAUAUGCCAGCAGGACAUAACGAUACAUCCACAGUGUGUUCCAAUGGUCCAGUCCUUGAGGAUUCUUCUGGAGAAGCAAUCCUGAGACACCCUUUAAGGACUAGUACAACUCUGGAAACAGACCAGGAUGAGUUGACCUCCGGUGCUUCAAGAUCAUCACCUAUCAGAGGUCGCCAGGACUCACUAAAUGACUAUCUGGAUGCAAUAGAACACAAUAAUCAUCCCAGACCCGGGACGUCUGCCUGUGGCGAGCGUCCACGUGGAGCCUCCCCAAAACUGAGGAGUAGCUUCCCUACUGACACAAGACUUAAUGCUAUGCUUCACAUUGACUCAGAUGAAGAGGAGCAUGAGUUACAUAAAGACCUGGGUUUUCCAUCUUCCUUGGAAGAUGAUGGUGGUUUAGUAAUGCUUAAUGGUGCUACAAGAAACAUUGAAAGAAAUGGUUUCAGUUACUCAUCAGAUCAGGUAAUGCAGGGGCCUGCAGAGAAUGAAAACAUUUCAGCCUCUGAAGCUCCUUUGCCGUCAACUGAUGACCAGCAGGAGACUCUCCCAGAGCUUCCACCAUCACAGUUAGCAGGAGAUGAAAGCUUGCAAGGUUCCCAAAGUGAGGCACCAGCAGACCAGGCUGGCAGCGAGUCGUGUGCCGCUCCGGAGGCAGAGCAGCCUCCUAGCAGUGCGGAUGCAGGAGCUGCUGAUGCUGCUGCUGGGAGCAGAAGGGGUGUUAGUGAAACAGAAUCCAUUGAUCAAGGGUCUGAACCUUCCCAGAUAUCAUCAGAAACCGAGCAGAGUGAUCCUGCUCGCACAGAAAGCGUCAGUGAGGCAAGUACCCGGCCAGAAGGGGAGAGUGACGUGGAAGGGGCAGACAGCUCUUGCAAUGAAAGCGCGACUGUGCGACGUUCCUCAGUUGAAAUGCGCUGUUCUUCUUGUGAAAGUGCCAGGUUUCCUGAGACUCCAGCCUUUUCUUCUCAGGAGGAGGAAGAGGGAGCUUGUGCCACUGAUACAGCUAGAACUGAGCCAGGUGCUGAAACACAGGACUCUGCCAGUGCUUCUGGUUCUCUACCUGCGGUACAGGUACUGCAGGAGGAAGCACAGGAGGCUGAGGCAGGUGAAUUACCAGACCAAGAGGAAGCAGAAGAAAUCUGGCAAAGAAGAAGAAGCCUGCAGGCGGCAGCUGCCAAUAGCCAGUCUCGGGAUGAAGAACCUGAAGGAGCGCAAGCAGCUUGUGAGGGUGCCACAGCACGAGUUGAAGGAGCUACUGGAGGUUCUCAAGCUAAUGGCCAUCAGCCCUUGAGGUCACUGCCUUCAGUACGUCAGGAUGUUAGCCGCUACCAGAGAGUGGAUGAGGCUCUACCACCAAACUGGGAGGCUCGAAUUGACAGCCAUGGACGGAUUUUUUAUGUGGACCAUGUGAACAGGACAACAACAUGGCAGCGACCUACAGCCCCCCCAGCCCCGCAGAUUCUCCAGAGGUCAAAUUCCAUACAGCAAAUGGAACAGCUGAAUCGCCGGUACCAGAGCAUUCGAAGAACUAUGACUAAUGACAGGCCUGAAGAGCAUACAAAUUCUGUGGAUGGAGCUGGAGAGGAAACUGACUUUCACCAUUCUAAUGCAGAUUUUCGAAGAGAGAAUGUGCUGCCUCACUCUACCUCCAGAUCCAGACUUACUUUAUUGCUCCAGUCUCCCCCUGUGAAAUUUCUUAUCAGCCCAGAGUUCUUUACAGUGCUGCAUUCUAACCCUAGUGCCUACCGCAUGUUUACAAAUAACACGUGUUUGAAGCACAUGAUCACCAAAGUCCGGCGGGACACCCACCAUUUUGAGCGCUACCAGCACAAUCGGGAUCUGGUGGGCUUCCUCAACAUGUUUGCUAACAAACAGCUGGAGCUGCCGAGAGGUUGGGAAAUGAAACAUGACCAUCAGGGCAAGGCUUUCUUUGUUGACCACAAUUCCCGCACUACCACGUUCAUUGACCCCCGGCUUCCCUUGCAGAGUAGCAGGCCCACGAGUGCUUUAGUCCAUCGGCAGCACUUAACUAGGCAACGCAGCCACAGUGCUGGUGAGGUCGGAGAGGACUCCCGUCAUUCAGGACCGCCAGUUUUGCCGAGGCCGUCUAGCACAUUCAAUACAGUCAGCAGAGCUCAGUACCAGGAUGUGGUUCCAGUGGCUUACAAUGACAAGAUUGUUGCAUUUUUGCGGCAGCCCAAUAUCUUUGAAAUUCUACAAGAGCGUCAACCAGAUCUUACCAGGAAUCAUUCACUCAGGGAGAAGAUCCAGUUCAUCCGGACGGAGGGAACACCUGGGCUGGUGCGUUUAUCCAGUGAUGCAGACCUUGUCAUGUUACUCAGCUUGUUUGAGGAGGAGAUAAUGUCAUAUGUGCCACCACAUGCCUUACUUUAUCCUAGUUAUUGCCAGUCCCCAAGAGGCUCGCCAGUAUCUUCGCCUCAGAACUCUCCAGGUACUCAGCGUGCCAAUGCUCGAGCUCCAGCUCCUUAUAAAAGGGAUUUUGAAGCCAAGCUGAGGAACUUUUACAGGAAGCUGGAGACUAAAGGAUACGGACAAGGCCCAGGGAAAUUGAAAUUAAUCAUCAGGAGAGAUCACUUGCUAGAAGAUGCCUUUAACCAGAUCAUGGGCUACUCAAGAAAAGACCUGCAGAGAAAUAAACUCUAUGUCACGUUUGUUGGUGAAGAAGG
Pterocles gutturalis (yellow-throated sandgrouse) is the source of this 3601-nucleotide messenger RNA. RefSeq names its product HECT, C2 and WW domain containing E3 ubiquitin protein ligase 2 (gene HECW2). The transcript is spliced from 20 exons. Gene Ontology annotation, molecular function: ubiquitin-protein transferase activity; protein binding. The annotation marks the transcript as partial. The record is from RefSeq and is a predicted model, not a curated record. Gene Ontology annotation, biological process: regulation of dendrite morphogenesis. NCBI's taxonomy places the organism in Eukaryota, Metazoa, Chordata, Aves, Pterocliformes, Pteroclidae.